This is a messenger RNA of Brassica napus (rape), 962 nucleotides long. Its product is annotated as inactive protein RESTRICTED TEV MOVEMENT 2. NCBI's taxonomy places the organism in Eukaryota, Viridiplantae, Streptophyta, Magnoliopsida, Brassicales, Brassicaceae. Bases 158 to 868 code for a protein of 236 amino acids. The transcript has 2 exons. The record is from RefSeq and is a predicted model, not a curated record.
UAAGUAAAGGAAUAACCUAACCUCAAAGAAAACAACUUAUGAAAAAAUACAUUUGUUCAUUAGUACAUAAAGAAAUCGAUUGGAUCCCUCUUAUCAACAUAACCCAAAUUAAUAUCCUUAAUUCCAAAUCCAAAUACAAACCAAGAAAAUUCAGAAAAUGGAGAGAAAAGCUGAUCAUGCUACUGCCAACCGCAUCUACGAUGAGUUCGAUCCAGUCUUUAACUGGAAAAGUGAACAGGGAUUCGAAAUUCUCACAAUUAACCUUCCAGGGUUUAGGAAAGAGCAACUUAAAGUGCAAGUAACCUCAACGAGGAAGGUAAGCGUGAUGGGGGAACGUCAUGCAGGAGCCAACAGAUGGAUCCGUCUCCGCAAGGAGUUCCCUAUUCCGGAAAACAUCAAUGUUGACUCCAUCGCUGCCAUAUUUUUAGGCACAAGUCUUGUUGUGAAGCUCCCUAGACUAGAGCCAACGGGGAAACAAACUUCUCCCAUUGGUACAACCGCAGCAAGACCUCCCCUGGUUCAUAAGGAAACCGAGAAGGUUCAACCAACAAAGCCAACAAGAGAGAAAGAAGCGGAACUAGAGAAACAUGCUGAGAAAGCUCAAUUGCCAACGCCAUCUAGAGAGGAAGACAAGAAACGGGCUGAGAAACAAGAAGCUCUUAAAGCUGAAGAGAACGGAAACGUUUGUGAUGGAGUUAAGCAAGAUUAUAGAAGUAAAAUGAAUGCGUACAAGGAGAAUAUUGGAGGAUAUAUGGCGGGAAUGAUGAAGAAUAAUCAGAGAGAACUCACAGUUGGUGUGGUUGCUCCAGCGGCUGCAGUUCUGUUGCUGUCGAUUGGAUUCUAUGCUGGUCAUAUGUUUACUUCUUAAUAACCUCUUUGCAGAUUUCUCAAAGGACGAUAAAAUAUUAUAAGAAAACAUAAUUAAUAAACAACCAUCAAAGGAAGAAACGUUGUUCUGAAUA